CCGCAUUGUUCUCAGCUCCUCUAUAAAACCAUGCAGAAAAACAUCAUUCUUAGCUUCCUUCAAAAGCAAGCCUGCGUCUCAAAUGGGUUCUCUAAUGGCAGGUUGGGAUUCCCCUCCAUUGGAUCCUGAUACCAUCCGUUCUAUGAGGAAUAGAUCCUUCACCAAAGAGGAUAUAGAAAAGCACAGGAAGUUGCAUAAUGCUGCAAGUAGGGUGGAGCAAGAGAGUGAGCAGAUGAAAAGGGAAGCAAAAAAACAAUGUUCUUCUACAAAAUCACCUCAAUGUGAGAAGAAACUUUAUUCAGUCCACUCCAUUGAUUGUCCGGAGAAGCUUAAAAAGACAGAGACGGGUGACUGGUGGACAAAGAGCAAUUGGGCUUUUCUAAAUGAACUCCCCAAAGAUUAGCAUGGAAGUUUCAUCUCGCACACACAGUUUCACUUUGCAGCCAUGGCCUCCAGGAAGAGUAUGCCCGCAUUUUUCAUCGUUUUUGGCAUAACAAAACAACUCUGUAAAUAAUUCUGGACUUCUCUUUGUGAGCUUUCGUCUUUCUUUCUUUUUUUCUUCCCUGGCUUCCUUCCCAAAUGUAAAAUUCCGCUACUUUGUUAAUUGACAUGAUAUCCAAAUUGAGGGGAACAAUUUCUAUGGCUCAAAAAUGUUGCCCCUUUUAUUGAACUCUCGAU
Amborella trichopoda is the source of this 678-nucleotide messenger RNA. RefSeq lists its product as uncharacterized. NCBI's taxonomy places the organism in Eukaryota, Viridiplantae, Streptophyta, Magnoliopsida, Amborellales, Amborellaceae. The record is from RefSeq and is a predicted model, not a curated record.